AUGGACGAAGUACUAGGCAAAGAUGGAAAAAUGCAAGAAUCAGAUAUCGCAAAAUUACCAUACGUACAAUCAAUAUUGAAAGAAGUAAUGAGACUUUACCCACCAGCUCCGUUUCUAAUACCUCAUAAAGCCGAACAGGAUGUGCCAUUAGGCGGCUAUUUGGUGCCCAAGAACUCAACUAUAUGGGUCAACGUAUACUCAAUUGGUCAUGAUCCUAGAGUAUGGCAAGAUCCAGAAAUAUUUUCACCAGAAAGAUUUCUCGAAACAAACGUUGAUUUUAAAGGACAAGAUUUCGAACUUUUACCCUUUGGAUCGGGGAGAAGAAUAUGCCCUGGAAUACCACUAGCCCAUAGAAUGGUGCAAAUGAUGUUGGGCGUUCUUCUUCAUUCAUUCAAUUGGAAGUAUGCUCAUGGGACGAAUCCAAAAGACAUAGAUAUGGAAGAAAAGUUUGGAAUUGCAUUGCAAAAAGCUGAGCCACUUCAAGCUAUUCCACUUCCUAGGUGA
This is a messenger RNA of Beta vulgaris subsp. vulgaris (sugar beet), 504 nucleotides long. RefSeq names its product cytochrome P450 76AD1-like. Bases 1 to 504 code for a protein of 167 amino acids. NCBI's taxonomy places the organism in Eukaryota, Viridiplantae, Streptophyta, Magnoliopsida, Caryophyllales, Amaranthaceae. Gene Ontology annotation, molecular function: iron ion binding; monooxygenase activity; heme binding. The record is from RefSeq and is a predicted model, not a curated record. The transcript has a single exon.